This is a messenger RNA of Merops nubicus (carmine bee-eater), 642 nucleotides long. RefSeq names its product mas-related G-protein coupled receptor member H-like. The record is from RefSeq and is a predicted model, not a curated record. Gene Ontology annotation, molecular function: G protein-coupled receptor activity. The coding region runs from base 1 to 642 and encodes 213 amino acids. Gene Ontology annotation, cellular component: membrane. Gene Ontology annotation, biological process: G protein-coupled receptor signaling pathway. Lineage: Eukaryota; Metazoa; Chordata; Aves; Coraciiformes; Meropidae. The transcript has 3 exons.
AUGGCCCCACCUCCAGCCUCCCCCACGCCCACCACGGAGGGAGGUGACCCGUGCAGGGUGGAGGUCACCGACGUGGCCCUGGACUGUGUCACGCUGCUCAUCUGCCUCGGGGGGCUGCUGGGGAACGGGGCUGUCCUCUGGCUGCUCGGCUGGCGCCCCCGCAGGGACCCCACCACCUUUGCUGCUGUGACUUCCCUGUGCCUGUGGCACGAGCACGGGCACUGCCAGAUGGCUCUCAUCGCCAUGUACGUCCUCAACUUCCUCGUCUUUGCCCCACCCAUGGUCAUUUCCAGCACCAUCCUCUUCAUCAAGGUCCAGUGCGGCUCCCAGCAGUGUCCACCCAAGAGGCUUCACACUGUUAUCUUCCUCACCGUCCUCUUCUUCCUCCUCUUUGCUCUUCCCCUCAGCAUCUCAAACUUCUUGCAGCAGUUUGCCUACACCCAUGUGCCCUCCCAGCUUGUUUUCCUGCUUGCCUGCAUCAACAGCAGCAUCAACCCCAUCACCUACGUCUUGGUGGGGACCUGCCGGAGGCGCUGCUCCUUGGUGCCCCCCCGGGUCGCCUUCCAGAGGGUCUUUGAGGAGCCAGAAGACUCUGCAUGCAGCAACACCACCACGAUGGGCACGCUGGCCCCAGCUUGUUGA